AUGGAUCUCGCAUCUCAGCUCCGCGGCUGUCUUUCGCUUGCCGUUCCGAAGAAAGGUCGUCUUCAUGAACAAUGCCUCUCGCUACUCAAAGGGGCGGACCUAGUCUUCCGCCGAAAAAAUCGUCUUGACAUUGCUAUGGUUCAGAAGUUGCCUGUAGUCAUUGUCUUUUUACCAGCCGCUGAUAUCGCAAAGUUUGUCGGUGAUGGUAACGUAGACAUGGGUAUGACUGGCGAGGAUAUGAUAGCUGAAGCGGGGGUAGACGGAAAAGUAAUUAGGAUAGCUGAGCUUGGUUUUGGGAAAUGUAAAUUACAAGUUCAAGUUCCUCAAGAUGAUGGCCCAAAGACGGUCGAAGAACUGGUAGGGGGAAGAAUCGUCACCAGUUUUAAAACUCUGGCAGAAAAGUAUUUCGCUGAGAUUGACAAGAGGGUCUUGACGGAAGAGGAACUAAAGGAAGGAAAAGGAACGAAAAUACAGUACGUUAGUGGAAGUGUGGAAGUGGCAUGCGCUCUUGGACUUGCUGACGGCGUUGUUGAUCUUGUCGAAUCCGGAGAGACGAUGCGGGCGGCUGGCUUACACGCAAUAAGCACAAUCUUAUCUACACAGGCUAUUCUUAUCGGAAAUAAACAUCCAUCCAAUCCAGAACUUGUUACUAAAAUUAGCUCUCGAAUAUUAGGUGUAGUAGCCUCUCAGAAAUACGUUUUAUUGAACUAUAAUAUAGAAAGAGUUCAUUUAAAACAAGCGACUCUGAUCACGCCUGGGAGACGAGCUCCUACAAUAAGUCCGCUUGAGGAGGGUGAUUGGGUGGAGGUACAGGCCAUGGUUCUUAAGGAUGAAGUGGCUCGUAAAAUGGACGAAUUACAAACUGUCGGUGCACAUGACAUCUUGGUAUUUAACAUUAGUAAUUGUCGCGUAUAG
Paraglomus occultum is the source of this 915-nucleotide messenger RNA. Lineage: Eukaryota; Fungi; Glomeromycota; Glomeromycetes; Paraglomerales; Paraglomeraceae. The record is from the annotation of a GenBank genome assembly.